Molecule: messenger RNA, 1829 nt
Organism: Nasonia vitripennis (jewel wasp)
Lineage: Eukaryota; Metazoa; Arthropoda; Insecta; Hymenoptera; Pteromalidae
Gene: fln
Product: flightin
Exons: 3
Coding region: 381-848 (155 amino acids)
Source: RefSeq, a predicted model, not a curated record
CGUGCAACCUUCCCUCAAAAAUCCUGUCAUCGGAAACAUGCUAGUAACUCUCGGACACGUGGCAAGGUCCGGCAGCAGUAGCCGCGUGACGCGGUCAGGGUGAGAAGGUGGUCGAGCACGUGCGCGCCGGGACCCUUAGCCCAACUUAUACCCCCCACUCGAGCCUCUGAACUAUCGAUAUAGAUAGAGCCCGAUGCUUUGGCCGAUAUUGUUAUAAGCUAAACUAGAGGCUCGAGCAGCAGCAAGUACAGCGCUCUCGUCGAUCCGAUCGGAAGUAAGAGAAGCAGCUCCGUCUCUCAGUGGUUGCAGUUCGGUCCCUCGAGCCAGUGCAGGCGCAUCGAUUCGUUUCGCGCAGUUUGUACCUAAGGUAACGCGCCAAUAUGUGGGACGACGAGCCAUCACCAUGGGACGCUGAAGAGCCCGCGCCGGCAGCGGAAGGCGAAGCGGCCGGAGAUGGUACCGCGGCUCCAGCAGCAGCGGCUGCAGCGACCGAUGAAAAGUAUGACUGGAGAGCGGCUAAGCUGCCCAUGGCUCCCCUGCCACACUACACUCUACACUGGGUGCGACCGCUCGUUCUUAACUACCGUUACAUCUACGACUACAGGCAAAACUACUACAACGACGUGAUUGACUGGAUGAACAAGAGGAACAAGGGACUCUACCGCGAGACACCACGUGCCCAGGAAUGGUCCGAGCGAGUCAUGAGGACAUACGACGAGAAGAACCUGGACAAGAGUCACAAACGCUCCUCGGACAUGGGCAUCCUCACGAGCUGCAAACCCGUCGUCCGACACUACAGCUACCACACCAGGGCCUACUACAGUCUCAAGUACCAGAAGAUUCUCUGAGCGCCUCUGUCUAUAUAAAAUCGAGUACGUAUACGAUCAAAAACGACGAAAGAAAGAAAAAAUAAAAACGCGAAAGAAUAAAAAACAGUUAUUAUCGCAUCGACUGUCGUCGUGAAUGAGCCUCGUAUUACAUACAAAAAAACGAAGAUACGAUCAAAGUGUGCCUGUAAUCUCGUGGCUCUGUAGGCCCACGAAUUUGGAAACUUACAGUCGGCUCUGCAAGGCUUUGGAUGACUUUGGAAGCUUAACAGAGAAUUUAAUUGGAAUUGUGACGAUCACGUAGCACGAUUCCAAUCAAAUGCAUGUUAUGUCGAAUGAAAAUAUUUAAAUACGCUCAGCUGAUGACGAAGCCCUUCCAGAUUCGUGUGUGCAAAGUUUAACGAAGAGCAUACCGAUCGACGAAAGACGACGCGACGUCAGAUCCAACAGCGAUUUUUUUGCGGGGAUUUGCCUGUCGGUGAUAUGAGUGUGUUGAAAUUAUAAUACAGCAAUGCGAAAGUAGCCUCUCGAGCAUAGUUCUUUUCAUUUUUCACGCUUAUUAUUUAUAUGCAUAUACAUUGUUACUUUGUGUAUAACGACGAAUUCGGACUGGAUUAUAUCUGGACGACGCAACGCCAUCGCAUGACUAUAGGCGAUAUGUGUAGUCGUGCGCUGGAAGUGACGUCGUCUUGCAUUUAAAAUUGCGUGUAAUGAUCGAUCAUUUGUAUCCGCGAGAUAAGCGAGACAUUUUAUUCAUUAAGGCGCUAUGUAAACGUUCUGUAAAACAUUUAAUGAAAUUCUGUUCUCUUUGUGUGUAUUAUUAUACUCUCGGGAUUCUUUUCUGUAUAAUAUCGUCGAUUUUAUUUUGAUUUGCGAUACGACGAAGGGUGUAUUUGUUCAUUGUUUCGUACAAUGUCAUCGACGAUGUGCAACGAUGCGACGCAGCACUGAAAAUCGUGAAAAUGAAUGAAAUAAAAUGUAUAACUGAUAUGAAAGGGACUA